GUUUAAGGCAACCUUGAAAGUAUAUAGGUAAGGUGAAUAGCGUUCUGAAUUCAAGCUAUGAUGGUUUUGUUGCCAUAAUUACAAGUGUAGCCCCCGGGUGUCACCAUUGAAGCUAGAACUAAGCAAGUCUUGGCGUCCUCCGGUUCCGUCAAUCAGCCUUGCAAACGCGACGCUAAACUUUCUUUUCCAAUUCGAUGGACCAGGUCCAAUCAUUUUCCAUCAUUUCUCCAGUCAUUCUACGUAAUUCUCUCUCCACCGGCCAUGUGUCCUUCCAACUACAUUUCAACCUAGCGUAUAUCCAUAAACGCAUACUUGUCAACCUGGAAGACAAAGGAUCUUACCUACCCCAUACAAUCCUACAAAACUUAGUAUUCGAACAUCCUAUUUACUAAAACACCGGGCAUCUACACCGUCAAUUAGUCCCCGACUAGAACCUCGGUAUAGCCUUUCCGACUUCAUGAAAAAAGUACACUCUCCGUCUUUCACCGCACGUUGUACUAUGCAGUAGCAUGGUUCAUUCCAUGUGGCUACCCUUGCGACAUCUCCCAACACCUACCUAUUGCGGAAUAGACAUCCAGUCUAGGACAACACACACACCUCACGUCCGACUUUACAUGCACUGCACUACAGCGUCGAGACAUAUCGGUCUUAGAUAAAAUCCGUAACCCAUAACCCAUCCGAAACCGAAAUCCACGAUGCGUCAACUAUCACUACCGACCUCCGUCCCCAUCCCCAUCCCCAUCCCCAUCCCCAUCCCCAUCCCCUCCCUUCUCAUCCUCCUCCCCCUCCUCCUCCCCCCCUCACCCGCCGCAGCAGCCAAACCCAGCAACGCGAUCCUGCUCUCAGAAGUGCGCUCCCUCACGCUCCGCGGCAACGGCGCGCAGACCGCGCACCGCCGGGUCGCCGCCGUCCCGCAGCUGAAAUGCGUGUCCGCGCCCGCGCUCUGCAACCUGCACACCAUCGACGUGAUGCGGUGCACGAACCAAGGGUCCGGGUACAGCGCCGAGGACAUCCAGUGGUCGUGCUCGGCGCCCCUUCCUCCCGAGCUCAAGCUCGGCAGCACCGACGUCGUGUGCGAGGGGUACGCCGGCCCGGACGACCCGUACGUGCUGAAGGGCAGCUGCGGCGUCGAGUACCGGCUCGUCCUCACCGAGGCCGGCGAGCAGAGGUUCCCGGACGUGGCUAAAGGGGGCGGCGGUUGGGGAUGGGGUGGAGGUGGAGAUAAGGGUCGCGGAAGCGGCGGGUCGUUUGAUCCUAGCGCCAUUGCGUUCGCGAUUAUAUUUGCCCUCGUCUGUAUCUGGAUCAUAUAUAGCGCCUGUGUCGCCGGUAACCAGGACCCAACGCGCCCCGGCGCUCAGCGUAGGCGGCGGAACAACUGGGGAGGAUUUGGCGGCGGUUUUGAUCCUGGCUUCGGACCAGGAGGGGGAGGAGGCGGUGGAGGUUGGGAUGAUCCUCCACCGCCGUAUCCGGGAGGACCUAAGUUUUCGUCAACCCAAAACCAAGGUUGGCGGCCUGGAUUCUGGACAGGCUUAGCCGGGGGUGCUGCUGCCGCUUAUGCGGCAAGCGGACGACGGAACAAUCAAGAAGAACGGAAUACGGGCUACGGUUGGGGAGCGGGUCCGUCUAGCUCACCUUCCGGCGGCUCGGGUUCCCGCUCAACGUCCAGUGCGAGAUACGAGAGUACCGGGUUCGGGUCGACGAGCCGUAGGUAAGCCGCGAAGAAGGCGUUCUUACCAUCACCUAUCACGUAGAAUGUCGAGUUGUUUCACCGCACAAAUUAUCGAUGACUGAGUAACGUCUAAAAUUGUUUGCACGUCGGGCUAUCCUGCGUUGCAACUCAUCGUGGUGUAUAUAUACACCUGAGAGGUUGACAACUGUCAACCUCUCAUACACAUGAAAUGAAGUUUGCGCGUCCUGAAUUCCUGCAAAUGCAAAGCGAAGCAUCCCCCAACUUACUCGAGAGACCUCAAACCGACUUCUCUAACCCCAGGGUUUCCGGAGGACCCUUGAGG
Messenger RNA from Annulohypoxylon truncatum, 2012 nucleotides. RefSeq lists its product as uncharacterized. The record is from RefSeq and is a predicted model, not a curated record. Gene Ontology annotation, cellular component: endoplasmic reticulum membrane. The transcript has a single exon. NCBI's taxonomy places the organism in Eukaryota, Fungi, Ascomycota, Sordariomycetes, Xylariales, Hypoxylaceae. The coding region runs from base 696 to 1712 and encodes 338 amino acids. Gene Ontology annotation, biological process: regulation of store-operated calcium entry.